AUAGUUAGUUAACGCCAGUCGACGGGUUCACCGCGAUAACGUCCUCACUCAGGCGAGAUAGCCGUGCAGCUAACAAUAGACACUACAGCGAGCUAAUAACACACAAAUGUCCGCGUUUAACAAAGUGCAUUAAUUGUUAGGAGAGCGGUAAAAGGCUCGGCGACGAUAAUCCCGGGCACAGCCGCCGUAGCUAGCGGUUAGCGGCGGUGGCUAACUUAUUGCUCGCAGGGUUUGUUGAGAGCAACAAAGUUGUUGGAUGUUCCUGGAGAGUGGCUCACUGACUGCUCUUUGUUCUGCCCCAACAUGGUGAUGGUGGGGUAGCUUAGCACACACACACACACACACACACACACAGUUGGGUGUUGUAACAUUUGUGGAUAUCACCGCCACAUGCGUUCAGAGAGUCUCCUGCAAUAAGCGACAACAACACAUAGCACGACCUGUGCAAGUUCACUGGAGACAUGUUGCACCCACUUGCGAGUUAAUGGGGUCUUUUUUCAUUCAUUUUGUUUGUUUAUUUAUUUAGUUUUUAGUUUUGAAAGUAGUGGGUUUACACAAAGAGGGAAACAAAUACGCGAGAGUAAUUGUGUAGCACAGCGCUGGUGCUGGUGAGGCAGACAAUGACAUGGAUUAGGCUUAAUUUAAAUGGACAGACAUUCAACAGCUUUAAUGUUGUCUCAGUGGAAACCAGCUCCCUGUAUUGUGUUUUAAUUAGACAUAUUUUAUGUCAGAUAUGAUCGUUAUCAGCCCAUAUAUGCACCAUAACAAAUAUACAUGUCAUAUACUCUGUUGUUCCGAUGGCUGCCAGUGAUUUGUGCUAUUUAUUCUAUCUAAUGUCAGUGUUAUUUGUAUAUCCUGAGCCCAGCACUUGAGUGAAGAAAGGUGUUUUAUGAAACGUCUCACAUUCAUCAAGUGGUUUUUAAACAAUCAGGCAGAGACACCCUUUUUUUGUUCAGGAGUUUUCAGUCACAUUCAGUUUUCAGGGUCUGGUAUUGAUUUAAUAAAUUCUUAAAAUUACUUUGUUAAUAGUAGAUUUUCAAAAGUGAAAUUAUGACAGAUGUUCUGCACUUAUUUUCUACUAUUGUAAAGGCCCUUUAAUAUCAGAUCCACACUGGUGGAUAUGGCCAAUCAGAGUGCAGGUUUGGGGGAUUUCCUAAAUGCUGGAUAUUCUUGAAUUGGAGAAAUAUGUAGUCUUUUGAUUGUUCCUGUUGGUUUCGGUGGUGACAGCGGACAUGGGUGAUCAAACAGUGCUGUUGAGUUCUCUACAGAUGUUGUGAUGUAUUGUCCAAAUCCUGAUCGAGCAAACUACUUUUACAAAUGAGUUGCAGCUUGGUUACAGGACGUGUGUCCUAUCACUGAGGCCACAUGUGUAUCAGGAGAGAUGGAUCGUUGUAAGCACGUGGGACGCCUUCGUCUCGGCCACGACCAUUCCAUCCUAAAUCCGCAAAAAUGGCACUGUGUCGACUGCAACACCACCGAUUCUGUGUGGGCCUGCCUCAAGUGCUCCCAUGUGGCCUGUGGACAUUUCAUGGAGGAGCACUCACUCAAACACUUUCAGGAGUCACACCACCCACUGGCUAUGGAGGUGCGUGAGCUGGAUGUCUUCUGUUUCGCCUGUGGAGACUAUGUACUCAAUGAUAACGCGGAGGGAGACCUCAAACUCCUCAGAGGGGCGCUCUCCACUGUCCGCAGCCCAGGUAGGCGCUCACUACGCUCCUCCACUGGUGGGGAGUCCACCCCCUGGCUUGGGGAAGGUGGGCCACAGCCUGCCAUGCAGCUGGCCCUGCGUCACAGGAGGAAAGCUCUUCUAGGGAAGAUGCUUCAGAUGUGGAUCAGCAAACAUCAGGAGCUGCAGGAUCAACGCAAGGAGAAGCUCGAGGAAGCUAGAAGACAAAAAAAAGAAGUGAAAAGGAGACUCAUGGAAGAGCUUGGCAGCGUCCCUCCCAGAAAGAGUGCUAGGCUUCUUACUCAGGCGCCACGUUCAACCAUCACACUCAUUCCUCGCAAAUUUCGCGACCCUCCAGAACGCCUACCUCCUCCUCCCAAGAAGCCUUCCCUUCUAACCCUCUCCCGAAAGGCUCCUCAGAAUGGCAGAGCUGCCAAACUGAGGAGAUACUACUCCACACACACGGUAACCCGCCGGAGACUCGCUCCAGGUGUCACUGGUCUGCGCAAUUUGGGGAACACAUGCUACAUGAACUCAAUAUUGCAAGUGCUGAGCCACCUGCAGAAAUUCAGGGAGUGUUUUCUCACUUUGGACCUGUGUGAGACUGAGGAGCUGCUGGCCAAGACCAAUAACUCCCAGGGCAUGAAGGGUGUGACAGGAGGUGUAGUCAGCAGCGGUAACACCGCACUGUCGGGGUGCCCUCUUGGACGCAUGGGGAAGGCAGGCAGUUGGAAUUUGUCCACGGGCAAAAAAGAAAGUACCCCUCCUUCCCCACAGGCUGCGGAGUUGGUCCAGCCCAAGGAGCCUCGGUGCUCCACCCGCCAGCAGAUGUCUCUGUGCCAUGAGUUGCAUACACUUUUCAGGGUCAUGUGGUCAGGCCGGUGGUCUUUAGUGUCUCCUUUCGCCAUGCUGCACUCUGUGUGGAACCUCAUCCCAGCUUUCCGUGGGUACGACCAGCAGGACGCCCAGGAGUUCUUGUGUGAGCUGCUGGACAAGGUGCAGCAGGAGCUGGACACAGAGGGGUCCAAACGCAGGAUAGUUAUCCCCAUCACAAAGAGGAAACUAUCCAAGCAAGUGCUAAAGGUUCUCAACACCAUCUUUCAUGGGCAGCUACUCAGCCAGGUGACGUGUCUGUCCUGUAAGCACAAGUCUAACACAGUUGAGCCAUUCUGGGAUUUAUCGUUGGAGUUUCCAGAGCGAUACCACAGCAUAGGCAAAGGCUCAGGCUCCACAGCUUACCAGCGCAGCUGCACCCUCACAGAGAUGCUGUCCAAGUUUACGGAGAUGGAGGCUCUUGAAGGCAGCAUAUAUGCCUGCAACCACUGCAACAAAAGAAGACGGAAGUCAUCCCACAAACCCUUAGUUCUGUCAGAGGCAUGUAAGCAGCUUCUGAUCUACCGUUUACCUCAGGUUCUACGGCUGCACCUCAAACGCUUCAGAUGGUCGGGGCGGAACCAUAGGGAGAAAAUCGGCGUCCAUGUGGCCUUUGACCAAGUUCUGAACAUCAAACCAUACUGCUGUACAGGCUCAGGUCACUCUGUCCACAGAGGAGGCUACACCUACGAUCUGUCUGCUGUAGUUAUGCAUCAUGGGAAAGGCUUCGGCUCAGGGCACUACACCGCAUACUGCUAUAAUACAGAAGGAGGUUUCUGGGUCCACUGUAAUGACUCUGAGAUGAAGGUUUGCAGUGUGGAAGAAGUGUGCAACACUCAGGCCUAUAUUCUCUUCUAUACCCAGAGGUCUGCCUAGGUACCUCUCGCUGUGAUGUCGACCUGUACGCGGCAACUAAAGGCUGCAUUUAUGAAAAUGUUCUCUGAUGUUUUCCCAGAUGUCAUUAAACAAUCACUUUAAAAUGAUUUACUAAAAAAAGAUGGCAAUGAGGGCAGUAGGACAGUCACUAUCAUGAGUCAAGGUGAAAAUUUUAGCAGCAUAAUCCGGAUGAGAAAGAUGAUAAUAAUGGUAUCUGUAUAAUGUGAUGUUGCCAAGGAAAACAAUAGGUGAAUUUGAUUUAAAAAAAUUCUAAUGGAUGUCUUUGGAUUAUAUAAAAAAAAUCAAAAUAAAUCAAAAACCUUUUCAUAAAUGAGGCCACAGGUUUCCGAGCCUGUGGGACCAGCAUAUUGGUCAAUGGCCUGAAGACUGUGGGAGCAGGUCCGACUCUGUCCUGCUGAACACAAAGAUGUGUGUCCAUGUUUUUAAUAAAACAAUCAGGCUCAUGUCUGUUGAGUCUGGAACCAACCAGGCACUCUCCUGAGACAGCAUUUUACAUUCAAAGGCAACACAGAUUAUGGAUUUUGGAGCAUUUUAUCACAAUAAUGUUGCUCAUGUGCGUUUUAUACAUAUGGAACUGUACAUUUGAUGCCAAUACAUUAAAUAUUAUAAGAGGUACAUCUUCCAACAUCAUUGUAUAGUUCCACUUUGGAUCUACAAACAGAACCGACUGAAGUCCAGACUCUGUGUUGCCUCCUGCUUUUUGAUUAUUGUAAAAUGUCACUUCUGGAAACUUUUAAUACUCAUCCCUGUGUCAUUUGUAUUUCAUCAUGUCCUCUCCUCAAGUGUACUGCUAUGACUGGAUACUGUGUCCUGCGCUCUCAGUGAACAAGAAUAGUUUUUGUUUUAGUUUAUUUUGUAGUCAUUCUAUGUUUCACUUCCAUAAAAGGAAGCAAAAAGUACGAGUUUCAGACACUUUUGAUUGACGAUGAGUGACGGAAAGCUGCACUUUUGAGGAGGGGCUAAUAUUGUUGGUCCUAUCUUUGUGAUUGUUCAUCUUCUAGCUCCUGUAUCUUCUUUAAAUGGCAGCUCCCCCUGUGGUGUUAACGGUUAGACUAGUCUGAGCCCGGGUCGGAGACACUGCGCCUGUGUUUGAACUGCAGGAGAGAGAAAAAGUGAGUGAAGUGGGCAGACUGCGAUACUGAAGAAUGUGUUUUUGGGAGACUUGGGGUACCCAUUUUGAGUUGAGCACCUGAAAGCAAUAUAUUGUACAUCUUGCAUCUUGACAGGAAAGAUAAAAUCAGGAAUUCUUCUGCUUGUUAUACAAUGUUUUUUUUCUACUCUGCUGUUUCUAUCAAGGUCUUUAGAAUUUGCUAGGUAAUCAAGAAAAACUGUUGUGUUUGAUACGAGUCAAAUGCAAAAUACAUUUGUGAACUCUUAUGUAAAAGUUGGAACAAUCUAAUGACGAUGAAUGUCUUACUUUUUAGUGGUCAGGUGUGGCCAUGCCACUGGCUCUGAUCCCCUUGAGUUCUGUCUUGUACUGUAAGAAUACCUGUCAUAAAUGUAAUGGUCAUAUGGGUUUUGCCUGACAGUAAUUAUUAAAAAGACAAAGCAAA
Morone saxatilis (striped sea-bass) is the source of this 4989-nucleotide messenger RNA. It is a transcript of the gene usp49, whose product is annotated as ubiquitin specific peptidase 49. Lineage: Eukaryota; Metazoa; Chordata; Actinopteri; Moronidae. The coding region runs from base 1382 to 3415 and encodes 677 amino acids. Gene Ontology annotation, cellular component: cytoplasm. The record is from RefSeq and is a predicted model, not a curated record. Gene Ontology annotation, biological process: protein deubiquitination. Gene Ontology annotation, molecular function: cysteine-type deubiquitinase activity; zinc ion binding. The transcript has 7 exons.